This is a messenger RNA of Arabis nemorensis, 546 nucleotides long. NCBI's taxonomy places the organism in Eukaryota, Viridiplantae, Streptophyta, Magnoliopsida, Brassicales, Brassicaceae. The record is from the annotation of a GenBank genome assembly.
AUGAGAAGUCACCAAAUCUUCUCAACGAAGGAAAACGGCAACGUAAAGCCAGACAAAAGGAAGAACAAGGGCGAGCACAAAUCCGAGAACAAGCUCGACAAGCACAAGGGGAGCAAGAGGAAGACCAGCAAGAUCAAGAGGAAGAAGAAGCCCAGCAAGAAGAAGUCCAACAAGGCCCAAACGAAAGCAAAAUACCGUCAUUUGGUGAUGGAAGCCGAAUUCUCACUGAUUGGACUACUUCAGGACUUAUCAGUGACCCAGUCAAUCAAUAUGAAGAUAAUGUACAACAAAGAUAGACCAAAAGCCGAACGUCGUGAGUUAUCCGCAAGAGACUUGGCGGAGUACAUCAAAAGUAGAACAAAAAAGGAGAAGUUUUCAUUCAGAAAUCUCAACAUACCGAUCAACUACAUCAGACAUACUAGACUCCGUAGAGAUGCAAAUGCUACAAAACAAGUUGUCUUUGACACGUUGAAACUAACUCCAUUAGGAAUUGUGGUAGAGGCUUUGAAAGAACUCGAAUUAGUUGGAAUGAUUGGGAAACGUUAG